CAUUAAACCAUAAUAAUAACAGGUGAAGCUACAGGAUCCAAAAUGUCCUUAUAUUAACUCACCCACCCACCACCAUGCAAUCCAUUGCCUAGCUAACUCAAUCAAUUUUAUUCUCUUUGCCUAGUUACUCUUUCUCCAAGUCCCCAUACUAAAACCAACCAUAGAAGUUCAUGGCAGCUAAUCCCAAUAGACUCUCUCUUGCCAUGGAGAGAACUGGCCAAUGGGUUUUCUCUCAAGAAAUCCCAACUGAUGUUAUAGUUGAAGUUGGAGAAGCCCGUUUCUGCCUCCACAAGUUUAUGCUGGUGGCAAAGAGCAACUACAUCAGAAAACUAAUAAUAGAAUCAGAUGAAAGUGAACUCACCAGAAUAGAUCUCUCUGAUAUACCAGGAGGACCUGGAGUCUUCGAGAAAGCAGCAAAGUUCUGUUAUGGUGUCAACUUCGAGAUAACAGUUCAUAACGUCGCCGUUUUGCGCUGUGCUGCUGAGUUUCUUCAAAUGACUGACCAGUAUUGCGACAAUAACCUCGCCGGCCGGACAGAUGAAUUUCUCUCUAAGGUUGCUUUCUUCACUCUCACAGGCUCUGUCGCCGUUUUGAAGUCUUGCCAGCAUCUUCUCCCCUAUGCCGAUGAGCUCGAUAUAGUUAAACGCUGCAUUGAAGCCACCAGCGCCAAGGCUUGCAGUGAGGCUAAUUUCCCCAGUCGUUCGCCUGCGAACUGGUGGACGGAGGAACUAGCUGUUCUCGACAUUGAUUUCUUCCGGAGAGCCAUCAAUGGUAUGAAGCAGCGUGGAGCCAAGCCUCCAACCAUUGCAAGCGCGCUGAUUACCUACACAGAGCGAUCGCUCCAAGACCUAGUCCGUAAUCACUCCGGCAACGGAAUCCGGUCUUCAGGUUACGACGAUUCAGACUCCAGAUCAAUACAACGAGAUCUUCUAGAGUCAAUUGUUGAUCUCUUUCCCUCCGAGAAAGCGGCUUUCCCAGUAAACUUCCUCUCCUGCCUCCUCCGUUGCGCGAUCCACCUCCGCGCCUCCACCGUCUGCAAAAGCGACCUAGAGAAACGAAUCUCUGCAAUCCUCGAGCAUGUGACAGUUGACGACCUCCUCGUGAUGUCGCUCUCAUACGACGGUGAGAAACUCUUCGAUCUGGAAAGCGUACGCAGAAUCAUAUCUGCAUUCAUGGAUAAGCAAAAAAGCACAGCAGUUUUUACACCAGUAGACCUCAGAGAAUCCUGCUCCGGCACUAUGCAGCGCGUCGCCAAAACCGUCGACAUGUACCUCGCCGAGAUCGCCGCGUACGGCGAACUCACCAUCUCAAAGUUCAACGGAAUCGCCAUUCUUAUUCCUAAACACGCUCGUAAAGUCGACGACGAUCUAUACCGCGCCGUGGAUAUCUAUCUCAAGGCUCACCCGAAGCUAGACGAGAUAGAAAGAGAAAAAGUAUGCAGCGUCAUGGAUCCGUUAAAGCUAUCUUACGAAGCGCGUGUGCAUGCGUCGCAGAAUAAGCGGUUACCGGUGCAGAUUGUGUUACACGCGCUGUACUAUGAUCAGUUGCGGUUGAGGAGUGGACCCGACGAUGAAGAGACUGCCGAGGUGGAGAGGAACCGGUUACAGACGGAUGUGUCGUUGGUGAGGGAGAAUGAGGAGUUACGAUCAGAGCUGACGAAGAUGAAGAUGUACAUUACGGAUAUGCAGCAGAAGAACGUUGCUCAGGUGCAUGGAACGACGUCGUCGCAUUCGAGUAAGAAGACGACGUUCUUUUCUUCUGUGUCGAGGAAGCUGGGAAAAUUGAAUCCGUUCAAGAAUGGGGCUAAGGAUACGACCCAUUUAGAAGAUGGGUCUGUGGAUUUGACUAAGCCCAGAAGAAGAAGGUUCUCUAUUUCUUAAAUGGGCCUGAGAAAGUCCUACAUACUGUAGUUUAUUCAUGCUUGGCUUUUGGGGGUUUUACUUGGUAGCUUUGUGAUGAAUGUUUUUUCUUAUUUUGAUGAUGUGAUUUUGUGAUUUAUGUUGUAUGAUAUUUGUUGAAUAUUCAUAUAGAUCAUAGUUCAGGUUAAUAUUAAUGAGGAGUAAUGCACUGUUCUAGAUCUGAUUAAUGCAACAUCCUUGUUUUUGUUUAUUGCAAUUAAACUUGUUAUGAAAAAUAAAAGAUAUAAAAUGCAUUAGGAACUA
This is a messenger RNA of Vicia villosa (hairy vetch), 2162 nucleotides long. RefSeq names its product root phototropism protein 2-like. The record is from RefSeq and is a predicted model, not a curated record. The coding region runs from base 171 to 1880 and encodes 569 amino acids. The transcript is spliced from 4 exons. Gene Ontology annotation, molecular function: protein binding. Lineage: Eukaryota; Viridiplantae; Streptophyta; Magnoliopsida; Fabales; Fabaceae.